AUGACCAUAGGUGGUCGUAUCUACACCGCUCACUUGCCCCAUAGCAAUUCAGUGUCCACCCAAAGUUCUGUCUUUACCAACAGCAGAGGGGAGCUUGAGGAGCGCGUGAUAGUUAAUGUAAAUGGAGAUGUGACUGUCUAUACAACUAUAAAUGGAGUAACCACUGCAACCGACGCGCAGGGCAACAUUCGCCCGGAUGGCGGACCUUUCCACAUCGGCUCUCAACCGAGGUUCUAUUAA
This is a messenger RNA of Strongylus vulgaris, 240 nucleotides long. The record is from the annotation of a GenBank genome assembly. NCBI's taxonomy places the organism in Eukaryota, Metazoa, Nematoda, Chromadorea, Rhabditida, Strongylidae.